Medioppia subpectinata is the source of this 915-nucleotide messenger RNA. The record is from the annotation of a GenBank genome assembly. NCBI's taxonomy places the organism in Eukaryota, Metazoa, Arthropoda, Arachnida, Sarcoptiformes, Oppiidae.
AUGGCGAAAACGUCGCGAAAGAGAACCAAUUUGUCGCUAUUCUUCGCCAUCUUUCUAAUGAUGAUUACUUUCAUGUCUUUUCUCAUUCUUAUAUAUUAUGAAACUCACAAACCGUUAGUUAUUGAGACAAAAACGGGCAAAAUAAUGGCCACAACUGUCACUCGGCUCGGAAAGAGUGUCCACUGUUUCUUCGGCAUCCCUUACGCCGAACCGCCGGUCGGAGGCUUGAGAUUCAGGAAAGCGGUUCCAAAGAAAGCGUUCAAAGAAACUCUAAAAGCCUUUAAACAACCGAAUUAUUGCUUUCAACGCAAGACAACAAUUGACAAGAGCUCUGAAUACGUGAAACAAGUCCUCAAAUACAUUCCCGAUUUGAACCACUAUUUCGACGUCGAACGCGCCGAAGACUGUCUCUAUCUCAAUGUGUUUGUUCCCGACUCGGGCGCCAACAAGACGGUGAUGGUGUGGAUCCACGGCGGGGCCUUCAUCUCCGGUCAAAUCAGUCAUUACGACGGAUCCAUUUUGGCCGCCGCUCGAGACGUGAUUGUCGUGACCAUCAGUUAUCGUUUGGGAGUGUUUGGCUUUCUGGCGGCCAACGGUUCGGAACUUCCGGGAAAUUACGGUCUUCACGACCAGGUGUUGGCUCUGCACUGGAUUCGCGAUAAUAUCCACGCUUUCGGCGGAAAUGUCGAUAAUGUGGUGUUGUUUGGAGAGAGCGCGGGCGCCAUCAGUGUUGGCUAUCAUUUGAUUUGUCCGCUGAGUCGCGAUCUGUUCUCAAGAGCUAUUCUCGAGAGCGGAAACCCUUUGGUUCCGAUGAUAAUGGCCGACAGGAACAUCAACACUGAGGCCACUCUCGACCUGAUCCGCGCGCUCUGUCCGCACAUCGCGGCCACACAAGUGGACAGCCGUGGGAUCACG